Molecule: messenger RNA, 3237 nt
Organism: Salvia splendens (bonfire salvia)
Lineage: Eukaryota; Viridiplantae; Streptophyta; Magnoliopsida; Lamiales; Lamiaceae
Product: putative late blight resistance protein homolog R1A-3
Exons: 2
Coding region: 118-2907 (929 amino acids)
Biological process (GO): defense response to other organism
Molecular function (GO): ADP binding
Source: RefSeq, a predicted model, not a curated record
CCAAACAGCAGACAUAUUUCUUAUCGAAAAUUCGAAGAUCGUAGUACUUCAAAAAUUCAUUUCCCAUAACCUUCUAAAUAGUAAAAACCAUAUUUAAUUUUUGGAUCACAUGAAACAAUGGCUGCCUACUCUGCCGUGACUGUUUUCCGGCAGACACUGGAGCAGCUGCUGGAUUCCGACCAGUUUCCUCCUCAUGUUUCUAAGACUCAAAUCGUAUCCCUCCAUGAAAACGUCUGCUCCUUGCAAUCCUCUCUCGAUAAAAUCCCCUUCGCUCCUAAAGUAAAGAGAGAGAAAAUGAAGGAUCUGCAAAACAGAAUCAGAGAAGCCAUCUACGCAGCUCAAGACGAGGUUGACUAUUGGAUCAGAGGCAAUUCGCCACAUGGAUCCGAUGAAAACACCAUGAAGAAGCUCGAAGAAGACAUAAAACUGGUGGAAAAAGAUGCGGUGGAGAUGGAGCGGGAGACUAGAAACGACGGGGAUCUGUUCCGAGAGAGUUCCCCUCAGCCUCGGUUCAAUUUCAGCAGCAAAGACAAGAUCGUGGGACAGGAGGAAGACUUCAAAGUGGUGAGCGAGCGGUUGGAGUCGGGCGAGAAAGCGCGUGUAGUGAUUCCCAUCACCGGGCUGCCUGGCAUCGGUAAAACUGCUCUUGUCAGAAGUAUCUACGACGAUAUAGAGACGAGGAAGCAGUUCAAUAUUCGAGCUUGGAUUACAGUGUCACAAGAUGUCAACUACCAAGAGAUGUUCUCCAAUAUCUUGAGCUCUAUGGAGAGCAAGAACUACCGAGCAGGGCACUACGCCUUUGUGGCCGACGAGCAGAUCUUGCUCCUACGCCUGUAUCAGGAGCUUUCCAAUCUCAGGUUUCUAAUCGUCGUGGAUGAUGUCUGGGACACUAAUGUUUGGGGUCGGCUGGAGAUGGCCUUUCCUGAUAACAAAAACGGGAGUCGGAUUCUUCUCACAACCAGGAUUCUGGAGGUGGCUCGUUCAGUCAGUAGAUAUGGAUUUAUUCAUCAUAUGAAGCCACUGGGUCCGGAACACAGCUGGGAGUUGCUGUGUUAUAGGGUAUUUGGUGAUAAACUUGAAGACUAUGAGGAUGACAUUACAAAAGCCUGCCCUGCUCAUUUAAAGGAUAUUGGAAGGAGAAUCGCAGAGAAGUGUAAUGGUCUUCCUCUGUCAAUUAUGGUGGUUGGGGGACUCCUCCUUCAGGAGAGAGCAAACUUAGAGUACUGGAAAAGGAUUGAAGAAGAUACUGUUGGUGCUGCUGCAGUUGGUGAUGAUUCUUACAUGGAGAUCUUAUCCCUCAGUUACAAUAACAUGCCUGCUUAUCUCAAACCCUGUUUCCUAUACAUGGUAGCAUUCCCAGAAGAAGCUGGGAUACGUGUCUCUAAACUCAUCAAACUUUGGGUUGCUGAAGGCUUCUUUCCAAAACCAUCACUUCCCACACAAACCAUGGAACUUGUGGCGCACAAAGCCUUGGAGGAUCUUAUAGACAGAAAUCUCAUUUCAAUUAGCGAGAAAAGUUCCAAUGGUGGAAUCAAAGUUUGUUGGAUGCACGAUAUUUUACGGGAAAUGGCUGAGAUAGAAGCCAGAAAAGAGAAGUUUUUCCAUUGCAGGAAGAAGUAUGAUCAGGGACUAGAAGAAGGUACCAAGUUCCAGAGGCGCGUGUCCGUUCACAAAAACCUUCUCAUGAGCCUCGAAGAUGUUUACGAGACCACAAAAACAAUCACAUCUGCACGCACUCUUCUCUACGUAGGGCCCCAUCACCACCACCCCUUGCCUUUCUGUUUAACUUUCGAUCUUCUCAGAGUGUUGGAUGCCUUCACAGUCUACUUUGUUGAGUUUCCUGAUGAAUUUCUUCAACUUGUUCAUUUGACAUAUCUUUCUCUUACCUACAAUGACGAAAUUCCUCCAGAGAUAUCCCUACUCCAGAAACUCCAAGUUCUCAUGGUCCAACGAAAACCCAAGCUCAUAUUCGUGGGUGUAUCGUUCUUGCCUGAUGAAAUCUGGGAGAUGCCGGAGUUGAGGCAUCUGUGGUUUACGGAGACUGAUUUUCCACCUCUUCCAUCUGCUCCUCGAGGCGACAUAUAUAUGCUUUUCAACCUCCAAACUCUUGCAAGUGUCAAUGCUGCUUAUUUUACUGAUGAAAUCCUUGGCAACAUACCUAACUUGAGGAAAUUGGCAAUGUGGAUUGAAGUGCCGGAUAAGAUCGGUUUCAAUGUUGCCAAGCUGAGUAAGCUCGAGCAUUUCAAGCUCAUCGUGCUUAAACCGAUCCCUGGAAAAGGGAUCGAAGUUGAGGCAGAGAACUUCUUCCCCAGAACACUUAAAAGAGUGACUCUGAGUGGCACUGGACUUCCAUGGGAAUACAUGGAAUUCUUGGCUAAGGAAUUGAAGGAUCUUCAAGUGCUGAAGCUCAAGGAGGUGGCUUUCCAUGGAGACGAGUGGUGCCCCGACUAUGAGUUUAAGCAAUUGAAGUACCUAUUGAUUGAAUACUUGCAUUUCAAAACCUGGGAAGCCACAUAUGAGAUUUUUCCGCGCCUGCAACGGCUCAUUGUGAGACAUUGCUAUGAGUUGGAGGAGAUUCCUCAAGAUAUUGGAUAUGUUGGAGCCCUUGAGAUGAUGGAGCUGGUGGACUGCAGCCCUCAAGCUGUGGAUUCUGCAGAGCAGAUUAUUGAUGAGCAGAAAAACUUCGGGAACAAUGGCUUUGAAGAAUCACAGGUAACAGAGCACGACAUCAAUGGAGACAUGGCUGAGCCAUGCCCAACACCCACGACAGAGACAAUUCAGAGUGAGGAAGAACCAGCGCCCGUCGACGAGCUGGAGAAUCAGUCGGAGGUGGACACGGUGAGGAAGCUGAGGCCAAGGAGAGCAAUCAAGCAGCCGGAGCGCUAUCAGGACUUCGUCUCCAAAUAGCUCACCAGCUGUUCGACAGAUUGCCUGAAAGAGCCCGAGUUUUAUUUGUUAUUUUAGUUAAUUAUUUUAUUGUAUUUUUUGACUUUCCUUAUUUCGGAUUAUUUUUGCGUCGAGCGUUAAAAGCUCCAUCGGGUUUUCUUUGUUGGUUCUUUCCCGAUGUUUAGGAUUAGGUCGAACCAACCCUAGGGUUUUAGUCUUAUAAAUAGGGCUAUUCAUUAAUUAUCGUUCCCCAAUUAAUGAAGAAUUAUUUUGCCCACAAACUUGUGCAACACUCAAUUGAAACUUACGCUGCCGACGGAGAGACUCUCCGCGCCAGCUCGUGAAUCAGCC